GUGCUGGACACGGUAGCUGCGAGCUCGAGUGCCAGGCCCGGGGUCCUCUGUGUCCUUCUCGGGGCAGGGACGAAGCAGUGACUUGAGUCUUGCUUGCUCAGCUCGGGAGGGAGCGCAGAAGUUGUCGUCCCUACUGUUCCCCGUGCACUUCCCCCUCCUCUCGGUCCCCUUCACCCGCGGCCUCCCGGAAGGCCCCUGACGGGCGGCCUGGGGCAGAGGUGGCGGUCGCGACCGCCCGGGCUGUGGAGAGGUCGCGGUCCUCGGGGCGGCGGUAGCGGCGUCAGCGCUGGGGAGGACGGGGAGGGAAGAUGGCGUCAGAGCUGGAGCCCGAGGUGCAGGCCAUCGACCGGAGUUUGCUGGAAUGUUCGGCUGAGGAGACCGCGGGGAAAUGGCUUCAAGCAACUGACCUCACUAGAGAAGUGUACCAACAUUUAGCCCACUAUGUACCCAAAAUCUACUGCAGGGGGCCCAACCCAUUUCCAGAGAAAGAAGACAUGCUAGCUCAGCAUGUUUUGUUGGGACCAAUGGAAUGGUACCUUUGUGGUGAAGAUCCUGCAUUUGGAUUUCCAAAACUUGAGCAAGCAAAUAAACCAUCUCAUCUUUGUGGUCGUGUUUUUAAAGUAGGAGAGCCUACAUACUCUUGCAGAGACUGUGCAGUUGAUCCAACUUGUGUUUUAUGCAUGGAGUGCUUCUUAGGAAGUGUUCACAGAGAUCAUCGAUAUAGGAUGACAACAUCAGGAGGUGGAGGUUUCUGUGACUGUGGUGAUACUGAAGCUUGGAAAGAAGGUCCUUACUGUCAAAAACACGAACUUAACACCUCUGAAAUUGAAGAAGAAGAGGAUCCUCUUGUGCAUUUAUCUGAAGAUGUGAUAGCCAGAACUUACAACAUUUUUGCUAUUAUGUUUCGGUAUGCAGUAGAGAUACUAACUUGGGAAAAAGAAAAUGAGUUACCAACAGAUUUAGAGGUUAUAGAGAGGACUGACACCUACUACUGCAUGCUAUUUAAUGAUGAGGUCCAUACCUACGAACAAGUCAUCUAUACUCUUCAGAAAGCUGUUAACUGUACACAAAAAGAAGCCAUUGGUUUUGCAACGACAGUAGACCGUGAUGGACGUAGGUCUGUUCGAUACGGAGACUUCCAGUAUUGUGAACAAGCAAAAUCAGUAAUUGUGAGAAAUACCAGUAGACUGACAAAGCCACUCAAAGUUCAAGUUAUGCAUUCGUCUGUAGUUGCACAUCAGAAUUUUGGUUUGAAACUUUUGUCUUGGCUGGGAAGUAUUAUUGGAUAUUCAGAUGGCCUUCGCAGGAUUUUAUGUCAAGUUGGUUUACAAGAAGGACCAGAUGGUGAAAACUCUUCUUUAGUGGAUAGGUUGAUGCUUAAUGAUUCCAAAUUAUGGAAAGGUGCUAGAAGUAUGUAUCAUCAGUUGUUCAUGAGCAGUCUGCUUAUGGAUUUGAAAUAUAAGAAGCUGUUUGCUGUUCGAUUUGCAAAGAAUUACCAGCAGUUGCAGAGAGAUUUUAUGGAGGAUGAUCACGAGCGAGCAGUGUCCGUGACUGCUCUGUCUGUCCAGCUCUUCACCGCACCUACUCUGGCUCGGAUGCUUAUCACGGAAGAAAACUUGAUGACCAUUAUCAUUAAGGCUUUUAUGGAUCAUUUGAGACAUCGAGAUGGCCAAGGGAGAUUCCAGUUUGAACGAUACACUGCUCUGCAGGCCUUCAAAUUUAGGAGAGUUCAGAGCAUUAUUUUAGAUCUCAAGUAUGUAUUAAUAAGUAAACCAACUGAAUGGUCAGAUGAUCUGAGACAAAAGUUUCUGGAAGGAUUUGAUGCCUUUUUGGAGUUACUCAGAUGUAUGCAGGGAAUGGAUCCUAUCACACGUCAAGUAGGACAGCAUAUUGAAAUGGAACCUGAAUGGGAAGCUGCAUUUACGCUACAGAUGAAAUUAACACAUGUCAUUUCAAUGAUGCAGGACUGGUGUGCUUUAGACGAAAAAGUGUUAAUUGAAGCUUAUAAGAAAUGCCUUGCUGUGUUGACGCAGUGUCAUGGUGGUUUUACCGAUGGUGAACAGCCAAUUACAUUAAGCAUUUGUGGACAUUCAGUGGAAACUAUCAGAUACUGCGUUUCCCAAGAAAAAGUUAGCAUUCACCUCCCAGUUUCUCGUUUACUUGCAGGUUUACAUGUAUUAUUAAGCAAAAGUGAAGUGGCAUAUAAAUUUCCAGAGCUUCUACCUCUAAGUGAACUUAGCCCACCCAUGUUGAUAGAACACCCUCUUAGAUGCCUUGUUUUAUGUGCCCAAGUACAUGCAGGAAUGUGGAGAAGAAAUGGGUUCUCUCUAGUAAACCAGAUUUACUACUACCAUAAUGUGAAAUGCAGACGUGAGAUGUUUGACAAGGAUAUAGUAAUGCUUCAGACAGGUGUCUCCAUGAUGGAUCCAAAUCAUUUCCUGAUGAUAAUGCUCAGCCGCUUUGAACUUUAUCAGAUUUUCAGUACUCCAGACUAUGGAAAAAGAUUUAGUUCUGAGAUUACCCAGAAGGAUAUAGUUCAGCAGAACAAUACUUUGAUAGAAGAAAUGCUGUACCUCAUUAUAAUGCUUGUUGGAGAGAGAUUUAGUCCUGGAGUUGGACAGGUAAAAGCUACAGAUGAAAUUAAGCGUGAGAUUAUUCAUCAGUUGAGCAUCAAACCUAUGGCUCACAGUGAACUGGUAAAGUCUUUACCUGAAGAUGAAAAUAAGGAAACUGGCAUGGAGAGUGUAAUUGAAACAGUUGCCCAUUUUAAGAAACCUGGAUUAACAGGACGGGGCAUGUAUGAACUGAAGCCAGAAUGUGCUAAAGAGUUCAACUUGUAUUUCUAUCACUUUUCAAGAGCAGAGCAGUCCAAGGCAGAGGAAGCUCAACGGAAAUUGAAAAGACAAAAUAGGGAAGAUACAGCACUCCCACCUCCAGUUUUGCCUCCAUUCUGCCCUCUAUUUGCAAGCUUGGUUAACCUUUUGCAGUCAGAUGUCAUGUUGUGCAUCAUGAGAACAAUACUGCAGUGGGCUGUAGAACAUAAUGGAUAUGCCUGGUCUGAGUCUAUGCUGCAAAGGGUGUUACAUUUAAUUGGAAUGGCACUGCAAGAAGAAAAGCAGCACUUAGAGAAUGUCAUGGAAGAGCAUGUAGUAACAUUUACCUUCACUCAAAAGAUAUCAAAACCUGGUGAAGCACCAAAUAACUCUCCUAGCAUUCUAGCUAUGUUGGAAACUUUGCAAAAUGCUCCAUAUCUAGAAGUCCACAAAGAUAUGAUUAGGUGGAUAUUAAAGACUUUCAAUGCUAUUAAGAAGAUAAGGGAGAGUUCAUCUACCAGUCCUGUGGCAGAAACAGAAGGAACUGUAAUGGAAGAGAGUUCAAGAGACAAAGACAAAGCUGAGAGGAAGCGAAAAGCUGAAAUUGCCAGACUGCGCAGAGAAAAGAUCAUGGCUCAGAUGUCUGAGAUGCAGAGGCAUUUUAUUGAUGAGAACAAAGAACUCUUUCAACAAACAUUAGAACUGGAUGCCUCUACCUCUGCUGUUCUUGAUAAUAGCCCUAUGUUUUCAGAUAAGACACUUACAGCGCUGGGCCCAGCACAAACCCAGGUCCCUGAACAAAGACAAUUUGUUACUUGUAUUUUAUGUCAAGAAGAACAAGAAGUGAAGGUAGAAAGCAAAGCAAUGGUCCUAGCAGCAUUUGUUCAAAGAUCAACUGUAUUAUCAAAAAACAGAAGUAAAUUUAUUCAGGAUCCAGAAAAAUACGACCCAUUGUUCAUGCACCCUGAUUUGUCUUGUGGAACACACACUGGUAGCUGUGGACAUAUUAUGCAUGCCCAUUGUUGGCAAAGGUAUUUUGAUUCUGUUCAAGCUAAAGAACAGCGAAGACAACAGAGAUUACGUUUACACACAAGCUAUGAUGUAGAAAAUGGAGAAUUCCUUUGUCCCCUUUGUGAAUGUUUAAGUAACACUGUUAUUCCUCUGCUGCUUCCUCCAAGAAAUAUUUUUAACAACAGGUUAAAUUUUUCAGAUCAACCAAAUCUGACUCAGUGGAUUAGAACAAUAUCUCAGCAAGUAAAAGCAUUGCAGGUUCUUAGGAAAGAAGAAAGUAUUCCUAAUAUUGCAUCUUUACUGACCUCAGACAAAAUGGGUGGAUUACAGCUCCCUGAAGGAUUUAGGCCUGAUUUUCAUCCUAAGAACCCUUACUCUGAGAGCAUAAGAGAAAUGUUAACAACAUUUGGAACUGCUACUUAUAAAGUGGGACUAAAAGUUCAUCCCAAUGAAGAUGAUCCCCGUGUGCCCAUAAUGUGUUGGGGUAGUUGUGCAUACACCAUCCAAAGCUUAGAAAGAAUUUUAAGUGAUGAAGAUAAGCCAAUAUUUGGUCCUUUGCCUUGCAGACUGGAUGACUGUCUUAGGUCACUAACAAGAUUUGCUGCAGCACAUUGGACAGUGGCAUUACUUUCAGUGGUACAAGGACACUUUUGUAAACUUUUUGCAUCAUUGGUGCCUGAUGAUAUUCACGGAGACCUUCCAUGCAUAUUAGAUAUUGACAUGUUUCAUUUACUGGUGGACUUGGUGCUUGCUUUCCCUGCGUUGCAGUGUCAGGACUUUUCAGGAAUCAGCCUUGGCACUGGUGAUCUUCACAUUUUCCAUCUGGUUACUAUGGCACACAUCAUACAGAUCUUACUUACCUCGUGUACAGAAGAGAGUAGCAUGGAUCAAGAAAAUACUGUUGGUGAAGAAGAAUUAGCGGUUUUAGCUUUGUACAAAAAACUUCGUCAGUGUACAGGAAGUGCCUUGAAAGAAAUACACUCUGGCUGGCAUCUAUGGAGGAAUGUCAAAGCUGGAAUCAUGCCUUUCCUAAAAUGCUCUGCUAUGUUUUUUCAUUAUUUAAAUGGAGUUCCUUCCCCACCAGAGAUUCAAGUUUCUGGAACAAACCAGUUUGAACAUUUAUGUAACUAUCUUUCCCUGCCAAGCAACCUCAUUUGCCUCUUUCAUGAAAAUAGUGAGAUAAUGAACUCAUUGAUGGAAAGUUGGUGUCAUAACAUUGAAGUUAAAAGAUAUCUUGAAGGUGAAAGAAAUGCCAUAAGCUAUCCAAGAGAAUCUAACAAAUUAAUCAAUCUUCCAGAAGAUUACAGCAGCCUCAUUAAUCAAGCAUCUAAUUUCUCGUGUCCGAAAUCCGGUGGUGAUAAGAGCAGAGCUCCAACUCUGUGCCUUGUAUGUGGAACUUUGCUGUGCUCCCAGAGCUACUGCUGUCAGACUGAGUUGGAAGGGGAGGACGUGGGAGCCUGCACAGCUCAUACCUACUCCUGUGGCUCUGGAGUGGGCAUCUUCCUGAGAGUACGAGAAUGUCAGGUGCUAUUUUUAGCCGGCAAAACCAAAGGCUGCUUUUAUUCCCCUCCUUAUCUUGAUGAUUAUGGAGAGACUGACCAAGGACUCAGACGGGGAAAUCCUUUACAUUUGUGCAAAGAACGAUUUAGGAAGAUUCAGAAGCUCUGGCACCAGCACAGCAUCACGGAGGAAAUUGGACACGCACAGGAAGCAAAUCAGACACUGGUUGGCAUUGACUGGCAACAUUUAUAAUUAUAUCACUACCAAAAGCACAAGCUUGGAUUUUUGUAACUCAGUUGGCUUUUCAAGACAGAGAAUAGGAAAUAAGUCCCACUGAGUUUAGUUUGAAAAUAAAUUCUUUACUUAAACUUUUACUCCCAGUUUUAUUUUUUAGAGUUUCUGGCUCCAAGGACAGAUGAGAAUCAUCUUCCAUCAGCAGCUUUUCUUGCACCAUUUGCUGUGUCCCCUAAACAUAACUAGAGUUUUAGGAUCCAGUGAAGAACUUCCCUUCCUGAGCAGGACACAGCCCCUUUGUGGGCAACAAUAACUGUGUUUUGACUGUCGCCAGUAGUCUGAGCCAUGUGGUGUUACUCCAAGCAACUCCAGGCCUGAAGCUGACCCAGAGGCAUCAGGAAACAAGCUCUCUAUGAUCUGUUGGAAUCAACUUCCUGGUCCUUCUCAGUGACUGGGACUGGGUCAGUGUCCUCUCUGCUGACGGGGAGCCCUACCUCGAAGAGCAAAGCAGUGGAUCUGGAGAAUGGCAUUGCCUUGUCUCCAUCAACUGUGAGGACACUUAUUGGGAGGCGCCUAUGGGGAAGAAGGGGUGAAGAUGACUUUUUUCUUUCCUGCUGUAUGGUUUUUCAGAACUAUAGGAGGUUGUUUUUUGUUUGUUUGUUUUUGUGAGGGUGGGGGGCAAGAUUUUUGACUUUGAGAGAAAAAUCUCAUUUUAAAGGGCUUUUUGGAAACUUAAGUAUCCUAAUUUUGCAAACAAUAUAUUCUCUUAUAAGACUAGAGAGAGGCUCGUUCAGAGCAUAUAUGCAUCUAGAAUCAACACUAGCAAGAAUAAAAAAAAAAUCAAGUGUUUUGAGCUUCCCCACCCCCUCCAGUAUUUCCUGGAGUAGAUGAAUUGCUCUUUACCUGCUAAUUCACUUCAUACAUUCCUGGGAGGGCUUAUGCACCCCAGGCUUUUUAUUCCCUUUAAGCAUAAUUGAGCUUACUAAGAGGUGCCUUCCUAGAAAUGAUAGCCACUUAGUAAAAUAACGUGUAACUAUUACUAUACAACCAGUCUCAUUUGAUAGACGUGUACAAAGAGUGUGAUGACAGAGAGUGACGGCAGAUUGGUUGAGGAGUAAGUUCUGAGCCUCUGGAUGAAACUAAGGCUUUUGGAGACCAGGGAUGUAACUUAGUGGUAGAGUAUUUGCUUCACAUACAUAAAUAAGGCCUUGGGUUCAGUCCCCAGAACCACAGGGGAGGGGGAGUAGCUGGGGGAGAGGCUCUUGAAUUUUUUUACCCAAUGCAAGUGACCCACUCAUUCAAUUUUUCUUUAAAAUUACAUCUUUUCUACUCAGCUUGGGUCACUACAGUGUGCCUGAAGGACGGUCAGGACCCCCUACUGCAGGCUAAAACAAAUGGGGGUGCGGGAGCCCCAUUCGCUGCUUCCUCUCCAGGGGGUGUGUGAGUGUGCCUCCUCCACCCUUCUUGCUUGGAACUGACUCACUCCGUGAGAGGCAGACCAAUAGGAAGAAAAAUCAAAUCAGAACCCAGUCAUUCCCCCCCUUCCUGACCCUUCUUCCAUUUAUGAAAACUAGUGGUUUGGACUGUGAACAGCAUAAUGAUUUUCAUGUUUAUUUUGGCUUUUGUCAUAUGCCCACUCCCUUUGCUUUGAAGUCCAGCUUCUUCUAGCUGUUCUGCAUAUGCUCAUCAAGCUUAAAUUUACAGUUAUAAGGCCAGGUUUCUCCCUCUCUAUGUGGAUUAUAAACAUAACAAGUGAUAACAGUACCCUAGCUUUCAACUCUGACUUCACAGAAGUCUGUAAUUAGCAGAAAGUUUUCCUGAAUUCUGUCCCCUGAGAAUAUCAGGGUAGUCUGAGAUGAAUUGAUACAAAAUAGCAGCACAAACACCUUUUUAUCUUCUGGUGUGUGCUCCAUUAAGCUAAUUGUCUUCCUUAUCUAACGAAUCAUCCACAGUUUUAUGAUCUGUUCCGCAUGUAUUAUGUUUAUUGUAGAAAUGUUUAUAUAACUUUCCAUAUCAGGGAAAAUCUUAUCUGUUUAAUAAAUUGGCUAUAACUUUAAUAUCUGUGGACAACUUGUAAAACUUGGAAUGUAUCAUAUGUAAAAAGUUUAAAGAUAUCCAAAUAAAUGCUUUAGGUGUUCACAUUA
Messenger RNA from Erinaceus europaeus (western European hedgehog), 7702 nucleotides. RefSeq names its product ubiquitin protein ligase E3 component n-recognin 2 (gene UBR2). The coding region runs from base 309 to 5576 and encodes 1755 amino acids. Gene Ontology annotation, cellular component: cytoplasm; ubiquitin ligase complex. The record is from RefSeq and is a predicted model, not a curated record. Gene Ontology annotation, biological process: ubiquitin-dependent protein catabolic process via the N-end rule pathway. The transcript has 47 exons. Gene Ontology annotation, molecular function: ubiquitin protein ligase activity; zinc ion binding. Lineage: Eukaryota; Metazoa; Chordata; Mammalia; Eulipotyphla; Erinaceidae.